GCUGAAGAGUUAACGCCCAUUGUUUCCUUCGAUUUGUGAUUGGCUUUUGGUGGAGAAAUGGUAAACGUCACGGGAUCCCUGCAUGUCCAUUGGUGGGUGUGCCAGACCGCUGGCGCGCGGGUUUCAGCGCGGGCGUUCGAACUUGCGCUUCGCGGCGUUUCCAUGGGGAUGCGGCCUGGCGGUGGCCUGAGGCUCCGGCUGACUGGGCGAUCAGGUCGUGGGCCUACAGGCUCUCUUCAGAAGGAAUCACUUUUUCUCUGUCCUGUCUGAUGGGAUUCUCUGAGGAAGAGUUGUGAAGUCCCCAAGAAUUUAUAAUAACCUAUUCACAGAAAUGGCGUCCUGGUUAUAUGAAUGUCUCUGUGAAGCUGAACUUGCACAGUAUUAUCCACAUUUUACUGCCCUUGGCCUUCAGAAAAUAGAUGAAUUAGCCAAGGUUACAAUGAAAGACUACUCCAAAUUGGGAGUCCGUGACAUGAAUGAUCGCAAGCGUCUCUUCCAACUGAUCAAAAUCAUUAAGAUUAUGCAGGAAGAAGAGAAAACAGCCAGCCCAGAUCAUCCUUUUCAGACAAGCAGCCAGUACAUUAAGACUCAGGAAUUCAGAUCCGGGCCUCGCAGACAAUUACAGUUUGAUACUGUUGUUGACAGCAAAGACAGAACUGCUAGCGAAAAUGAGUUUUCGGUGCAUAAUGUAUCUGAUUUCUCUGCAAAUGAACAGAAGUCCACUUACCUGAAAGUGCUGGAACGCGUGCUACCACAGGAUUCCCAGUUCCAUACGAAAACACUGACUCUGAAUGCCACAACUGCGGAUUCUUACGUGGAAACAGAGACUGAUGGGUCCCUUUUUUCAUCAAAUCUCUUUUCUUCAGUACUGGGAAAUUGUGGUAUUCCCAUCAUUCAGAGAGUCUCUCAUGUUUCAGGGUAUAACUAUGGAAUCCCUCAAUCUUGUAUCAGGCAGAACACUUCAGAGAAAGAGAACCCUUGGACUGAGAGGGAGAAAAUCCGAGUUUGUGUUCGAAAACGACCUCUGGGAAUAAGGGAGUUACGUCGUGGAGAAAUUAAUAUUAUUACUGUAGAGGACAGAGAGACUGUACUCGUACAUGAGAAAAAAGAAGCAGUGGACCUCACACAGUAUAUUCUACAGCAUGUUUUUUAUUUUGAUGAAGUCUUUGGUGAGGCGUGCACCAAUCGAGAUGUAUAUAUGAAGACUACUCACCCCCUCAUUCAGCAUAUUUUCAAUGGAGGCAGUGCCACUUGCUUUGCAUAUGGACAGACAGGUGCUGGGAAAACCUACACUAUGAUAGGGACCCAGCGGAAUCCAGGAUUGUAUGCGUUGGCUGCUAAAGAUAUCUUCAGACAGCUGGAAGUAUCCCAGCCAGGAAGGCGCCUCUUCGUGUGGAUCAGCUUCUACGAAAUCUACUGCGGACAGCUCUAUGACCUCCUGAACAGAAGGAAAAGGCUCUUCGCGAGAGAAGACAGCAACCACGUGGUACAGAUAGUGGGACUGCAAGAGCUCCGGGUGGAUACUGUGGAGCUCCUCUUGGAGGUGAUCUUAAAGGGCAGCAAGGAGCGCAGCACUGGGGCCACUGGGGUGAACGCCGAUUCCUCCCGCUCCCACGCCAUCAUUCAGAUUCAGAUCAAAGAUUCAGCCAAGAGGACCUUUGGCAGGAUCUCUUUCAUUGACUUGGCUGGCAGUGAAAGAGCAGCGGAUGCCAAGGAUUCAGAUAGACAGACGAAGAUGGAAGGUGCAGAAAUAAACCAGAGUCUUCUGGCUCUGAAGGAGUGUAUCCGAGCCCUGGACCAGGAGCACACCCACACUCCCUUCAGGCAGAGCAAACUAACUCAGGUCCUGAAGGACUCUUUCAUUGGCAAUGCUAAGACAUGCAUGAUUGCUAACAUCUCACCAAGUCAUGUGGCCACUGAGCAUACGCUGAAUACCUUGCGCUAUGCGGACCGGGUCAAAGAACUAAAGAAAGGCAUUCGGUGCGGCCCUUCAGCCAGCAGUCGGAAUCGGACAUCUGGAAAUGCCUCUCCAAAGCGGGUCCAGAGCUCUCCUGUAGCCCUGCCAGGGGACAAGUGUUCUCCAAAAAAAGUCAAGCUGGGGUUCCAGCAGGCAGUCACAGUGACACCUGGCUCCACAAGGGCAAAGUCCCACCCUCUGGCUAGCCACCCCCCCAACAUUCCCUGUGCUUCUAUACCUAACGUUCUUGGUAAAAAGGGCAGCUCCAGACGGAGUCCUUCACGGGACUGGGUCAUGCAGAGCAGCCCUGUCAAAGAAAAUGUGCGCUCUGGACAUUCGGCCAAAAAAAGGGCAGAAGAAUCAGCACCACUGUGCUCUGAGAAAAGUCAAACUGGUAACAAGUCUGCACUUGGCUGGGGACGCAGGGCCUUGAGCCCAGGAGAAGGUCCUGCACAUGGCAAGCUGCCCGCCAAGGGCAGGAAGGUGCAGACUGUGCAGCCAGUACAGAAGCAGCCUGUGGCACGUGCUGAGCUCUCUUGUGGCAAUAGCUACCGCUUAGCAGGGGGCAUACCAGCCAGGCCUGCCCCUGGAGCUUGGACAAAUGUUCCUCCUCAUCAGAAGGAAAGGGAGGAGCAUCUGCGUUUCUAUCACCAGCAGUUCCAGCAGCCACCUCUCUUCCAGCAGAAGUUAAAAUACCAGCCACUGGACAGGUUCUUAUGCCAAUACAGGACCCCCGAGGGUCAGCUGCAGGACAAAACUCCUCCCUCCCAUGCCUGCCCUGAGAACCAGGAUGGAGCUCACACUGAGGACCUUGAUGACAGUGACUUCAGUGAGGAUUCUUUUUCACAUCCCUCCAGCCAGAGGGCUGCAAAGCAGAGAAGCGCCCUGGAGAAGAGUGAAGGUUCAUUCUUCCUUCACCAGAAGGGAGAGCAGAGUCCAGACAGGCAAACAGCAGAAAGGCCACAGAUGCUGGAUUUUAGCUCUGGGACAGAUGGAGAUGAAAAGGCUCUAACUGAGAGGUGGAUGUACCCCGGAGACUGCACCGGCCAGAGGAGACCAACAUUCAACCAUCAGCACAGCCCAAGCCAGCUGUGCUUGGCCUGGAACAGAGUAGAGGAUUGUACCUCCUCGGAGCCGGCUCUCGGGGGCAACCUGGCUGCACAGCCUUCCUGCUUACCGGCCAGGCUUAUAUAUGCCCAGAAAAGAAGUGAUGGCCCAGCCAUGGACCUCAGACAGGAUACUUUCAGAAGUGAGGUUCCUGGAGAACCUGAGGACAACUCACCAUCCCCGGAAGAUGGAUCCUCUUUUUCUCUAUCCCACAUUGUAGCUCCUGGAUCCCCAGACCAAGGAGACAUAGAUACCACACAGCUGAGAGAAGUCAGCGAGAAGAGCCCAACCCAGGUGACCAGAACAGCGGCAAAGAAUAACCCUUUCCAAGGAGAAGACGCUAGAGGGCAGUUAGGUGCCUGCUCUGAACAGGCAUCAGGACAAAUGGCUCCCCUUACCUUGUCCCUCCUAGAGACUCCAGAUGCUGAUGGCCAUUCUCUGGAGCAGCUGGCCCAGGACAGGGCUAUGCACAGUCCAGUGGUAGAGAGUGCAGGGCAGCCAGCCAUGGGCUGUACAGUUUCGCCCAGCCACCAAGAGGCAGCCUUGCCAGUACCUUCGGCAAGUGGGCGCCUGUGGCUCUCCUCCUCUCCCCCUGACAACAAGCCUGGCGGUGAUCUUCCAGCUUUGUCCCCAUCACCCAUCCGUCAUCAUCCACCUGACAAGCUGUCCAGUAGGGAGGCUGACCAGAGACAGGCCUGCCAGAGCAGGGGGCCCUCACUCUUCUCCCAGGAACUUGUGGGCAGUCAGCAGUGUGAUGCCAACACUGAGCAGACAGGGCUGGCUCGCUGCUGGGACCUCCCUGGAAAGCCCUGCUCUGCCACACGGACUGGGGUACACCAUUCUGGAUCUGCACUUGCCCCACAAACAGGAAGUUGCGACGGGGCUGAUCAACCCUGGGGCCAGGAUAGAAAAUACCCUUGGGCGCUCAGUUGGCAGGAGCUUGGUUCAUCCACAGACCGCAUGAUGCCUUGCAAUGAAGAAGACACCACAUGGCUCAAGCACAGGCCAAUUUCAAGGUGCCUAGUAUCACCAGACUCUCUCCUGGUUCCCAGCUGUUCUCCCAAGACUGCAGGGGCGCUCUGUCAGCCCACCCUGGAGCAAGCACAGCAGGUGGUGAUCCGCGCACACCGGGAACAGCUGGAUGAAAUAGCUGAACUGGGCUUCAAGGAAGAAACACUGGUGAGCCAGCUGGCUUCUCACGAUUUUGAAGAUUUUGUUGCCCAGCUAGAUGAAAUCAUGGUUCUGAAAUCCGAGUGCAUCCAGAGUCUGAGGAGCCAGCUGCAGCUGUACCUCACCUACCAGCGGCCCUAAGAAAUGUGCUGUGGGACAAGGUCUCAUCCCAGGUGGUGGGGACAGUGCAGGAGGGGCCUAUGCGAGGCUUUUGGGGGCUUAGCCAGGGUUGAGCCAGUUCUUCCCACACACACCAGAAUCUGCUCCCUGGGGCCACUGUCCCCCUCCUCCAUUCAAAGCUCAGGAGCUCCUGUAAGAAGGGAAGGGCCAUCCUGAGGACCUCCUGUCCUUCCCUUUGCUUGGAGGUCAGAGUAUCUGCUAUACUGAGCCCCUGCCUAUGGGAACACAUUUGGGCUAAGAACUCAUAAAGGCUCUUAAUUUUGAGGAUUAGAGAAUGAGAUGGUGGCCUAUAAGAGAAUGGUGGCCUAUUAGAAAAUGAGAUGGUGGCUCAGAAGUCAUAGAGCCAGGUAUGGCGGCACACACCUGUAAUCUCAGCACUUGGGAGGCUGAGGCAGGACUGCCACAAGUUUGAGACCAGCCUGGGCCUCAAAACAUGGUGAGUUCAAGGCUUGACUGAACUACAUGGUGAGACCCUGUCUCAAAAAGCUAAAAAAAAUAAAAGUCACAAGCUGGGGAAGAUAACAGGCUGAACUCAGGGGCUGAAUUAUUCCUACAUUUAGGAAUAAUUCACAAGUAACACAUGGGCCAAAAAAUAACAUUGGUGUUAGCAGAGCAGCAGUGGAUAGAGCUGUCUGUCAGCCCUUGGAUUUCGUUUAUGAAAACGUUACAUGAUGAAGCUUGACUUGCUGUGUCCUUACCAGACGUGGGGCAGGUUUUACACUCCCCUCCCUUCCUGCAGCCCAGUCUGAGACAGAGGCACCUGUAGUCACUCCCUUUCCCUUGUGCUCCUCUGCAAAAGUAGUGGACUGCCUGUUAGCACUCUUGCUUCUGUGGCAGUCCUGGCUCCUGUCUGACUCCACACUUCCCUUAACUAGAGGAUCUCAGGCAAGCCCACCUACUGGGCUGACUGUUUCCAGGGACACCCUCGCUGGCCACUGUCCCACUCCCAAGGGCCUGUGUUCCGUGUCUGAGUCUGAGCACAACUGUAUUCACCAGCUUGAGGCCUACUGACACACAGUUCACAUGGGCGCCUUCACCUCAGUGCUGCUGUUUUUAGCAGAAAGCUUAGGGAAACAGGCAGCUUCCAGGCACCCACAUGUUCAGAGGCCACCCUGUGCCCGGGAUUCACAUGUCAGGCCUUGAAGCCCACUGCUGUGUGAACGUUCACUUCUCUCAGGUAAAAACACUUAUAAGGAGUUGGUUUAAUCAAGAAGCUGAGCCUGAAAAAGCCACUCUGACAGUGCUAAAUCUGACCACCAGAGGGCACCCUGCCUCCACACUCAGGCCCGGCAACCUCCUCCCUUGGUCACUGAACAAGAGACCCUGCUCAGCCAAAGCCCCGGAGGAUUAAUGAGACAGUAUUAAGGCAAGAAAUUUCAGGGGUGUGUUCUGUUGGGUACAACAGCACCACUGCGAGCUGAGUGAGCACCUUACACCCAGUCCUGCGUUUGGCCUAGGGAAUAUAAAUGCCUGAUUGUGCUCAUAGGAAUGAGGCUUUUUCUCACUUCCCGGUGAGUAGUCCUGCCUGACCUGUCUGCAGUUAACCUGGAAAGAAGGCAUAUGACCUUGGCCUGGAGACAAAACUAGGUCAGCACAGAUCCUUGUUUGGGGCACCUUUGCAAACCAGAAAGUCAGGCACACCAGGUCCAGUGGGCCUGGAGCUGGAAGAAUGGGUAGGUCUUGUUCUAGCCCGGGACCUUCCCACCCACCUGCCCAGCCACUUUCCUCAGUAAAAUACACACCUCUUGCCAAUAAAGAAGAUACCACAGCAAAA
Cavia porcellus (domestic guinea pig) is the source of this 6188-nucleotide messenger RNA. It is a transcript of the gene Kif24, whose product is annotated as kinesin family member 24. Gene Ontology annotation, cellular component: microtubule. Gene Ontology annotation, molecular function: ATP binding; microtubule motor activity; microtubule binding. The transcript has 13 exons. Lineage: Eukaryota; Metazoa; Chordata; Mammalia; Rodentia; Caviidae. Gene Ontology annotation, biological process: microtubule-based movement; microtubule depolymerization. Bases 332 to 4375 code for a protein of 1347 amino acids. The record is from RefSeq and is a predicted model, not a curated record.